This is a messenger RNA of Trifolium pratense (red clover), 1526 nucleotides long. RefSeq names its product probable phytol kinase 3, chloroplastic. The transcript is spliced from 6 exons. Gene Ontology annotation, molecular function: kinase activity. The record is from RefSeq and is a predicted model, not a curated record. The coding region runs from base 476 to 1417 and encodes 313 amino acids. NCBI's taxonomy places the organism in Eukaryota, Viridiplantae, Streptophyta, Magnoliopsida, Fabales, Fabaceae.
GUAAUCGUAAAAAGUAAGUUACGGAUCAGUUCCAAUUUAGUUAGAAAGUUAGGAAUUAGUUCCAUAUUGGUGGUUGUAGUGUAUUAUUAUUAUUAUUUUAGAUUUUUGUGUAAAAUGACUAUCCUCCACCCGCUAUUUAGUCCUUUUGUUAAUUUGUAAGAACUAAUUUGAUACUAAUCGAUAUAAUUCAGAGAUUCAUUCUUUUGUUUGUGAUAUAAUUCAACGACUAAAUUGACGGUAAAUUAGAUACAAUUUAGCAGGAGGACGCCAAGGACCAAGUUGCUCGGCAUAAUUCAAAAUCAUAGUAUUUGUUGUCUAUCCGCAUGUUUCAUGAUAUAAAUGCCCGAGUCCUACAAUUUCAAGCUGCAAAUUAGUAAUUUACUCAACAAGAUAGGUGGGUGUAGUUGCUGUCAUUUGCAUAAAACCAAGUCGUUGUGAACCAAGUACUAGUAGUAGUAAUAACUCAAGAGACAAAAUGGAAAGUGAAAUGGGGUACACCAUCAGAUUUGACUCAGUUACCUGUGUUUCUUCUCUCACUCUUCUCACACACUUCACACUCAUUUCCCAUUCUUCACCUAAUUUUUUCUCACUCAAACUCAUUUCUCAUCUCACUUCUUCUUCCUCCUUAUUUUCUUCCACCACAACUACUCCAUUACAGUCUCCUUCUCGUCAUAAACUGCCAUCUGCUACCAUGCUCCACCAUGACCCUUUUGUCUCUGAUUUAUUUGCAACAGCUAUCUCUGGUGUUGUUGCUUUUUCUUGCUUAAGAUUGUGGGAAGAAACAGCAAAAAGAGGACUUUUUGAUCAGAAAUUGAAUAGGAAACUUGUACAUAUAACCAUGGGGCUGGUAUUCAUACUCUGUUGGCCGUUAUUCGGUACUGAUAGAUGGGGAUCUCUUUUUGCUGCUUUUUUUCCGGGAGUCAAUAUACUUCGGAUGCUUGUUAUUGGACUUGGAAUAUGGAAAGAUGAAGCCACAGUGAAAUCAAUGAGUAGAUUUGGAGAUCAUAGGGAACUUCUUAAGGGACCACUGUAUUAUGCUGCAACUAUUACUUUGGCAUCGAUAGUAUACUGGAGAACUUCGCCUAUUUCCACCGCUGCAAUAUGUAAUCUGUGUGCAGGAGAUGGUAUGGCAGACGUCGUUGGAAGGAGAUUUGGUCGUAAAAAAAUACUUUACAACAAAAACAAAUCCUAUGCUGGUUCAAUUGCAAUGGCAUCUUCUGGAUUCUUGGCUUCUAUUGGGUAUAUGUGGUAUUUUUCAUCAUUUGGAUUUAUGGAGGGAAGCUGGAAAAAGGUUAUAGGUUUCCUAGUUGUGUCUGUUAUCUCAGCAGUUGUGGAGUCCCUUCCUAUCAGCACAGAUCUUGAUGACAACCUUACAGUUCCCCUCACUUCCAUAUUAGUAGGAAGUAUAGUCUUCUGAUAUUGUAAUCAUAAAUUUAAAGUUCGGAAUUAGUUCCAUAUCGGUGGUUGUAGUGUAUGUUCACCGCAAUUUGCAUGGUUUGAUUUGCAAUUAUGAAAUUCACUCACUA